Anguilla rostrata (American eel) is the source of this 6023-nucleotide messenger RNA. RefSeq names its product zinc finger protein 521-like. The record is from RefSeq and is a predicted model, not a curated record. Gene Ontology annotation, biological process: regulation of transcription by RNA polymerase II. Gene Ontology annotation, molecular function: chromatin insulator sequence binding. Lineage: Eukaryota; Metazoa; Chordata; Actinopteri; Anguilliformes; Anguillidae. The transcript has 8 exons. Bases 615 to 4676 code for a protein of 1353 amino acids. Gene Ontology annotation, cellular component: chromosome.
GAUGAGGAGGGAGCACACAUCUUCUCUCUGCUUCUUUUAUACCAAUUUAAACGUAGACUUAGAUCACAUUACAAAUACAUAUCCAGAACUGGCUAACGGGAAUUAGAAAAAGGAGAUCCUAAUUUUAGUUUCGUAUGUAAGAAAAAAAAGUAUUUUUUUCCUUUUUUAAGUUUUGUUGCAUUUUUACUCUCCCUUACACAGCAGGCGAUUGCUGAUGCCUUUCCAACGCGAUAGCAGUUAAGCUCAAACAGUAAAUAAGCAGUAAUCCUGUUUUUGUUUUAAAGCGCGUCACCUAAAUGUUUGCACGCGAACGUUUAUUAUCGGAAGGAUGGGAACGUAUGCGACGGAAUUACCAAUAUUUUGACACUUUUCCUGAUACCACAAUUGCAUUAAAUAGGUAGCUUGGAUUUUAAACGUAUUACCUCCCUUCGUGUACUUAUCCCAGAAUUGCUAUCGUCAUCCAGAUCUUAUUUUUACAUACAUUUUUUUUAUAUCUUGAGAGAGCAUCCGCUACUGUGGUCUGUGCAAAUAAACGGGAUUGCAUAGGAUAUCCGCUAUAUAUAGCAUUCAUUUGAUCAGUCUGAAACUGAGCAACUUCGGCUGUUUUCUUUAGGAUGUCUCGCCGCAAGCAAGCUAAACCAAGAUCUCUGAAAGUAGAAGAAAAUGAGACAGAGGACCAGCACGCCACAGCGGGAAGGGCGGCCACUCCGAGCGAUCCAGACAGCAAACUAGGAAAGGCGGCAGAAGAUGGGGAGGAGGGCCUGAAGAAGAGGCUGGUCUCUCUGGAGGAGCGGGAGGACGGGGAGGAGGAGGCCCUGCACAGCUGCGACGGCUGCCUGCAGGUGUUCGAGUCACUGAGCGAUCUCACCGAACACAAGAUUAAUCAAUGCCAGCUGACAGACGGGGCUGAUAUUGAGGAUGACCCCUCCUGCUCUUGGCCCGCAUCUUCGCCUUCCAGCAAAGACCAGACGUCACCGGGCCACGGAGACGGAUACGACUUCGGAGAAGAAGAAGGGGGGCCGGGGCUGCCGUACCCCUGCCAGUUCUGCGACAAGUCCUUCAGCCGCCUCAGCUUCCUGAAGCACCACGAGCAGAGCCACGGCGACAAGCUGCCCUUCAAGUGCACCUUCUGCAGCCGCCUCUUCAAGCACAAGCGCAGCCGCGACCGCCACGUCAAGCUGCACACGGGCGACAAGAAGUAUCACUGCGGCGAGUGCGACGCCUCCUUCUCGCGCAGCGACCACCUCAAGAUCCACCUGAAGACCCACACCUCCAACAAGCCCUACAAAUGCGCCGUGUGCCGGCGCGGCUUCCUCUCCUCCAGCUCCCUGCACGGCCACAUGCAAGUCCAUGAGCGCAACAAAGAUGGCGGCCAGGGCCUGUCCAGGAUGGAGGAGUGGAAACUGAAAGAGACCCAGAAGUGCGGCCGGUGCGAGGAGGGUUUCGACGUCCCCGAGGAAUUGCAGAAACACAUCGCCGAGUGCCACCCAGAGUGCUCCCCGCCCCCAGAGAGGGGUGCGCUCCAGUGCAUCUACUGCCCCGAGCUCUUCACUGAGGAAGGCCCUCUCCUGAGCCACAUCGACCAGGCGCACAACAGGGACAAGAAGGGUCACACGUGCACCAUCUGUUCCGAGCACUUUCACGCCGUGGAGGACCUCUACAGCCACAUGGAUGUCCACCAGCAGCCAGAAUCCAGCAACCACAGCAACAGCCCGUCCUUGGUGACAGUGGGGUACACCUCCGUCUCCAGCACCACCCCAGACUCCAACCUAUCUGUCGACAGCUCCAACAUGGUGGAGGUGGCGCCGCCCUUACCGAAGACCCGUGGGAGAAAGAGGGCCGCCCAGCACGCAGCUGACAUCGCUGGACUAUCAUCCAAACAGGCUAAAAUCACAUACAGCUGCAUCUACUGCAACAAGCAAGUGUUUUCCAGCCUUGCUGUGCUACAGAUUCACCUCAAGACUAUGCACCUGGACAAACCGGAGCAAGCCCAUACGUGCCAGUGCUGUUUUGAGGUGCUGCCCUCCCUGUAUAACCUGAAUGAGCACCUUAAGCAGGUCCACGAUGCCCAGGAUCACAGCACUCUGUUGAGCAGCCUGUCUGCGGCAGUCCUCCAAUGCAACUUCUGCCCCGAGGUGCUUGGGGACCUCAACGCCUUGCAGGAGCACAUCCGCUGCUCGCAUGGGUUCCCCAGCCCGGUCGCCAAAGAGAGCAACGCCUUCUUCUGCCCCCAGUGCUUCAUGGGAUUUCUCACCGAGGCCUCCCUGGAAGAGCAUGUGCGGCAGACCCACUGUGAUGGGGGCAGCACACGUUUCGACUCACCCCUGGCCGGGACCCCGAAAGAGCCCAUCGUAGAGGUGUACUCCUGUUCAUACUGCACUAACUCGCCCAUAUUCAAUAGCAUCCUGAAGCUGAACAAGCAUAUCAAGGAGAAUCACAAGAACAUCCCGCUCGCUCUUAACUAUAUUAACAACGGGAAGAAGCCAAACCGGACCCUCAGUCCAUCUUCUCCAAUGUCUGUGGAGCACGCAACCAUCAAAAUUGGACCCAGUGGCUCUUCGUCCCGCUCGGCCAGCGAGUUUAUCUGCAAUCAGUGUGGUGCCAAGUACUCAAACCUGGACCUGUUUCAGACCCACCUCAAGACUCACCUGGAUAGUGUUCUGCCCAAAAUGACUUGCCCCCAGUGCAACAAAGAGUUCCCCAAUCAGGAAUCCCUGCUGAAGCAUGUGACCAUACACUUCAUGAUCACCUCAACUUACUACAUCUGCGAGAGCUGUGACAAGCAGUUCACCUCAGUGGACGACCUGCAGAAGCACCUCCUGGACAUGCACACCUUUGUCUUCUUCCGCUGCACCCUCUGCCAGGAAGUCUUUGACUCCAAGGUCUCCAUCCAACUACACUUAGCUGUCAAGCACAGCAAUGAGAAGAAGGUCUACCGCUGCACCUCCUGCAACUGGGACUUCCGCCACGAGUCUGACCUGCAGCUGCAUGUCAAGCACAACCACCUGGAGAACCAGGGCAAGGUCCACAAGUGCAUCUUCUGUGGGGAGUCCUUUGGCACGGAGGUGGAGCUGCAGUGCCACAUCACCACCCACAGCAAGAAGUACAACUGCCGCUUCUGCAGCAAGGCCUUCCACGCCAUCGUCCUGCUGGAGAAGCACUUGCGCGAGAAGCACUGUGUCUUCGAAGCCAAGCCCCAGAACUGCGGCGCCAACGGGUCCACUGCCGGAGGGGCAGAAGGGCCGGUCACCAAGGACGACGCCGAGCUGCAGAGCCUUCUGGCUAACAGCCACGAGUCGCACAACAGCCACGACGGCAGCGAGGAGGAUGUCGACACCUCCGAGCCCAUGUACGGGUGCGACAUCUGCGGGGCGGCCUACACCAUGGACUCCCUGCUGACUAACCAUCAGCUGCGCGACCACAACAUCAGGCCCGGGGAGAGCGCCAUGGUUAAGAGGAAGGCCGAGAUGAUCAAGGGCAACUACAAGUGCAAUGUCUGCUCCCGGACUUUCUUCUCCGAAGCGGGCCUGCGGGAGCACAUGCAGACCCACCUGGGCCCCGUCAAGCACUACAUGUGCCCCAUCUGCGGCGAGCGCUUCCCCUCCCUGCUCACCCUUACUGAACACAAGGUCACCCACAGUAAGAGCCUGGACACGGGAAGCUGCCGCAUCUGCAAGAUGCCCCUCCAGAGCGAGGAGGACUUCCUGGAGCACUGCCAGAUGCACCCGGACCUGAGGAACUCCCUGACGGGCUUCCGCUGCGUGGUCUGCAUGCAGACGGUGACGUCCACCCUGGAGCUAAAGAUCCACGGCACCUUCCACAUGCAGAAGACGGGCACCAUGUCUGCGGGCAACCCAGCCGUCGGCGGCGGAGGCGUCGGCGGCGGCGGGCGCGCCCACCACCACCUGCAGAAGCUGUACAAGUGCGCCUCGUGUCUGAAGGAGUUCCGCUCCAAGCAGGACCUGGUCAAGCUGGACAUCAACGGGUUGCCCUACGGGCUGUGUGCCUCGUGCGUCAGCGACAGCAGCAAGAGCUCCAGCCCGGCAGUGAACGGUGGCAGGCAGCAGGGGGUGGUCGCUCUGGGGAUGGCACAGGGGGAGGGGCUCAGCCCCGGUGAGGGGAAGGGCAGGACCUCUGGCUCCGCCCCCUCCUCCAAAACGCGGUGCUCCAGCUGCAACGUCAAGUUCGAGUCAGAGGCGGAGCUUCAGAACCACAUCCUGUCUGUCCACAGGGAUGCAGUUGGGGAGAGUGGGCAGCUUAGGACUCCCCAAGCAUCUCCAGUUUCCAGAGUGAGCCCCUCACAGGGAGAAGAGAAGAAGACUUACCAGUGUAUUAAGUGUCAGAUGGUCUUCUACAGUGAAUGGGACAUCCAAGUUCACGUGGCAAAUCACAUGCUCGAGGAGGGCCUGAAUCACGAGUGCAAGCUCUGCAGCCAAACGUUCGACUCCCCGGCCAAACUGCAGUGCCACCUGAUCGAGCACAGCUUCGAGGGAAUGGGCGGGACCUUCAAGUGUCCCGUCUGCUUCACAGUUUUCGUUCAGGCGAGCAAGCUGCAGCAGCACAUUUUCUCAUCUCACGGUCAGGAGGACAAGAUCUAUGACUGCUCCCAGUGUCCCCAGAAGUUCUUCUUCCAGACAGAGCUACAGAACCACACCAUGAGCCAACACAGCAGCUAAUCCUCUUCAGGAGCCAAUCUCUUCAGGAGGACUUCUGAGAAGGCAUCAGACUGGGGGGAAUGAACAAGAUGACCCAUUACCAUGGGUGUCUUCCUUAUUCUUUGCACGGAACUUUCAUUGCAAUUGUACACAAGAAACAAAAACCAUGUAUGGUGGAAAAAAAAAAAAAAUUAAAUAAACUAUUAUCUUUAAAAGAAAGCAAAGCAGGGGCAAGAAAAACGAACCUUCGGACAGUGUCUAUUUCCGUUUUUUGUAUGCAUCAGGCUGACUUGUAAAUAGAAGUACUCCACGUGUUGUUGAACUCCGGCUACCGAGCAGCUGUGCCCUGGGAUCAGAGGUAAAGCCGCCCUCCGAGAAACAGCCCCGCCAAUCAGGAAAGGAACGGGAUUCUCCCAUUUGGGAAUGGACUGGCACAGGAGGGGGGCGGUAGGGUGCCGAUUCUCACAAAGGAAGGCUGUGGGUGUCCCGUCCGCGAGAGCGUUCCUGUCGGACAUCGCGUUGAUCAGAGAUCGGCUUGUUUCAGGGCAGCAUGCUUUGAUGUAUGGCUCAGUUGUAGAUCCUCUGAUAGUCCCAUAAGAAAAAAAAAAGAGAAAAGGGAAGGGAAAAAAGAUGACCUCAUGCAUAAAUCUCAUUAUUGCAGAGGGGAGACCAGACAAGAAAAGUGGAUUAUUUAAUGCGGUCUGUCUAUGUGCAGAGUUCAAACAAAAAAGCAUUCCCAUAUAUGCAAUAGUGAUGACACAGAUUGGAAACACAUCUUUUUCUUGUGGAAACGGUCUGACUCGUAAGCCUACCUUAAUAAUCCUGGCACAGAGAAAUCUCAAGUCAAUUAAGCCAACCUGUAUGUUACUGUUAUUAAUGUUUACUCUCUAGCCUGAACCUGGAGAUUACUGGAAUUGUUUUUUUGCAAUAGGAAAUAAAUCCAAUUUACCUUCAGGUACUAGAGUGUGCUUUUAUUUCCUCCUCUUCAAUUUUGAUGAUGUAAUUACAAAACCCUGUCCUUCUUUGCACUCUUGGAUUUAGUUCCAGUCCUCUACCCUCUUGGCUUUUGUGACAUUCCAUUUCUCCUUUGGAAGCUGUAAGCUGUAAGCAGAGAUAUCACAUUCCAUUAUUUAAGAUUUUAGUAUUAUUUGAUCUUGAGACGCACUUUUAUAUGGAAACAUAAUGUCUGACAUUUUGAAAUCUUUUCAUUUUUCGGAUAACUGGAACUAUCCUCUGCGGCAGGACUUUGGAAUAUAAAAAAAUGUUAUUAAAUAUGUAAUGUACAAAUAUGGACAAAGUUCUGAAUUUGGCAGAACUCAUUUUUUGUGUUGCACAUGUGAAGCUUAUUAAAAGUGUAUGUGAAAAGAA